This is a messenger RNA of Camelina sativa (false flax), 495 nucleotides long. NCBI's taxonomy places the organism in Eukaryota, Viridiplantae, Streptophyta, Magnoliopsida, Brassicales, Brassicaceae. The record is from RefSeq and is a predicted model, not a curated record.
AUGGCUCUACAACAAAGAGAUCAAGAUAUAUUGAAUGCUAUGUCAAUGGUGAAGUCCACUAAAGGACAGCUGCAGAACCUUAGAGAUGAUGGAUGGGAUGCUUUUAUGGAGAAAGUUCUCUCCUUUAGCGAGAAAAAUAACACAGAAAUGCUGAACAUGGCGGGAAACUUUGUUAAUUCAAGAAUGCCAAGGAAAAUAACUAAUAAAAGCAACUUGCAUCAUUAUAAAGUGAAUUGUUUCUACACCGUCUUAGAUAUGCAACUUCUAGAGUUUAAUGAUCGUUUUAAUGAGCAAGAUGAUAGAUUUACUACUUUGAAGAGUCUUAGAGAUCUUGCUCAGGUCAUGGUGGAGACAAGGAAACAUCUUUCACAUCUUUUGAUUUAUCGACUUGUGAAGCUAUCUUUAAUCUUACCUGUCGCGACCUCAAGCAAUAAAAGAUGUUUCUCAGCAAUGAACAUCGUGAAGACAACAGCCCGCAACCGUAUUGGUGAUUAG